AUGGCGUUUCCGCAGACCUUCCGCGCCUACCACGCUUCCGUGAACCCCAUUGAUUACAUGCUUCUGGAGGCUGUGGGCCAGUUGUUCUUAGGCAAGACCCCCUCUGCAACUGAGCCCUUUGGCAUUGGCUUCGACGCGGCGGGCGAGAUUGUAGAAGUCGGCAAGGACGUCAAGCGCCUGAAGGUCGGUGACGAGGUCUAUGCCAUGACACCGUUCAGCGCGUUCGGCACGCUUGGCGAGUUCUCUGUAGUGGACGAGCAGUUCGUAGCGACAAAGCCCCGCAACCUCAGCUUUGACGAGGCUGCGUCCGCUCCGCUUGUUGCCCUGACUGCCUAUCAAGGUAUGUUCGAACACGCCAAGCUGCAGAAGGGCGAGACUGUCCUCAUUCUAGGGGGUAGUAGCUCAGUCGGAAUGUAUGCGAUUCAGUUUGCACGAGCCAUCGGGGCGCGUGUGAUAACGACUUGGCUGGAUGAAGUGGAGGCGCACUCUGUGGAUGCAUUCUAUAACUGCGGCGUGGAGAAUGCUGCAUGGAACGAGGGUGCUCAAGUCAUGUUGAAGCAGAACACUAUCACGAUCCUGCCCAUGGCGCAGCCGAUAAAGGAAGCUGAGUUUGGUGCACAUUUAAUCGGCCAAAGAGGUAAAACCUGUGAUUGA
Phytophthora infestans T30-4 is the source of this 654-nucleotide messenger RNA. Its product is annotated as alcohol dehydrogenase, putative. The record is from RefSeq and is a predicted model, not a curated record. Bases 1 to 654 code for a protein of 217 amino acids. Lineage: Eukaryota; Oomycota; Peronosporomycetes; Peronosporales; Peronosporaceae. The transcript is spliced from 4 exons. Gene Ontology annotation, molecular function: oxidoreductase activity.